Molecule: messenger RNA, 1284 nt
Organism: Stegostoma tigrinum
Lineage: Eukaryota; Metazoa; Chordata; Chondrichthyes; Orectolobiformes; Stegostomatidae
Product: protein mono-ADP-ribosyltransferase PARP14-like
Exons: 3
Coding region: 46-1284 (412 amino acids)
Biological process (GO): negative regulation of gene expression
Cellular component (GO): cytoplasm; nucleus
Molecular function (GO): transcription corepressor activity
Source: RefSeq, a predicted model, not a curated record
UGUAUUGCAACGCUCUGUAAAAAUGAAAAUAAAGGAGCAGUUCAUAUGGCAGAAUCUUCCACUGAAAAUGUAUCUGCCCCUGAAGAGACAUACUCUCCAAUAAGCUCUUUUCCUACUGGAGUCAGAUACCUGAAGACUCUACCAGGAGGGCUUCGUAUUUAUGUAUGCUUAGAUGAUCUGACAAAACAUGAGGUAGAUGUUGUAGUGAACAGUGCCAAUGAAUAUUUAAAACAUGAGCACGGACUUGCUCGUGCUUUGGCAAGAUCAGCCGGACCAACAUUUGAAAUUGAGUGUGACAAUAUUGUACAACAACAUGGGGCAGUGCCAGUUGGAUCUGCAGUCCACACUGGGGCUGGAAAGCUCCCAUGUAAAAAAGUCAUCCAUGCAGUGAUACCUAUCUGGAGUAAAUAUCCAAGUUCAGAAAAUGAUCGAUUACUUUCUUAUGCUGUCAGAAAUAGCCUUGUGUUGGCAAAUGAAUUACAAAUGACUUCAAUUGCCAUACCUGCACUGGGUUCCGGAAAUGGUUUCCCAUUACACAGGUGUGCGGAAUUGGUAGUAAGUACAGUUAAAGCUUUUCACGGAAUAUGGAAUCCCAAAAAUUCUUUAAAAGAGAUCCAUUUAGUAAACUUCAGUGAACCGACAACUACAGCAGUGGAAAAUGCGUGUAAGAAUAUUCUUGGUGAAACAGAGCAAAAACGGUUGCUAUGUAUGGAUUUUGUGCCAAAUAGGAUACGUGAUGUAUUUAAGUUUCAGAAUCUUCACAUAGAACUCAAGAAAGAAAGAAUUGAAGAUCAAAAUUUACUUUUUGUCUUAAAACAGACUGACGUGAUUGUGAGUGCGAUAUCUAGGGACCUAAAUUUGAAUGUGGGUAGGAUUUCUAGCGCAGUUUCAGAAUUAGCUGGUCCAGAACUUCAAAAAGAACUUCAUAGAAUUAAAAAGACAGAACUGCUAGCUUUUGGAGAUAUAUUAAAAACGUCAGGAUAUCGUUUGAGCUGUGAAUAUGUAUACCAUGUAGCAGUUGGUCCUGGUACAUACUUUGAUUCGGAAAAGCUGUUAAAGAAGGUUUUUGCAAAUUGUAUUGAGCUUACAAAAGAAGAUAAGAGUCGUUCAAUUGCAAUUCCUGUGGCCAGUGAUGUAACACAAACACUCAGUUCAAAGAAGAUGGCAAAACUUCUUCUUGAAGAAAUACUCAAUCAUGUGGAAGGCAGUGAUGACUUCCAUAUUAGCACUGUUUACUUUGUGCUUAAUCCAGCAGAAACAGAUGUUUAUGAGGUAAUGGAGUAA